GUCAAAAUGCCAAAUACCGAGAACGCACCCUGUUUUGCUUGAUCUGAAUUUUUAGCGUUGAGUUGAGCGUCCCUUUUUGUUGAUUAAAAAUAUUUUUUUUUUUUUGUCAUGGUUGGUUUAUGUCCCCAUAAGUUCAGAUAUCGUUAUUUUCUCAUGCGAUGAUCUUAGAUGCCUUUUGGAGAUCUCAUCUUUUAUACCUGAGCGCAAACAUUUAACAUAAUGGACUCUCAAGUACCAGAGGACGGACCGUCUUCGGAGGUGGACAGAAGCAGAGAUGAGGAAUUCGACCCGCCUGUGGAUAUGAUGGUCAAUGACUUUGAUGACGAAAGAACAUUAGACGAGGAAGAGGCACUUGAACAAGCUGGAGAUACUCAAAAUGAAGUUUCUGAACUUCAGCGGGAGAGUGAAAUGCCAAUUGAAGAAUUGAUGAAAAUGUAUGGGUAUGGUGACGAUGGGAAAAUACCUGACCCUGCGGGGGACGAGGAAGAUGAAUAUGAAGAGGAAGAAGAGGAUGAUGAAUCACCUGAAGAUUCUGAACUAAAUCAACUGUACAGUGAAAUCCCAGCUGAUACUCCUCAACGAAAUGAUGAGAUUGAAAAACCUGGGACGACUGCCAGACUUCUCAGAUAUCCAAGGCUGCAAGAGAAGGAUGGGGAUGAUCAUGACUAUCAGCCAGAGGAAGAAGAUUGGAGGAAAACCAUUAUGGUGGGCCAUGACUAUCAGGCAGUAAUACCUGAAGGGCUCUGUCGUUAUGAUGACGCUCUUCCUUAUGAAAACGAGGAUAAAAUUUUGUGGGAUUCUAAAGCUUUAGCUGAGGAUGCCGUUGUCAGUUUCCUGAAAAAGGUUCCUGGUGUAGGAGGUGGUUCUAAUAGUCACAUUACUCGAGAUGAUGAACAGGCACUAUUUCUACUACUUCAAUGUGGUUUCAAUGUGGAGGAGGCUCUAAGAAGACGUCAAAUGAAUGUAGUUGCUGCCACAGAUACAAUGAGCCUUUGGUCAGAAGAAGAGUGCCGUAAUUUUGAAAAUGGAUUACGCACUUACGGAAAAGACUUUCACUUGAUUCAACAAAAUAAAGUUCGCACUCGUUCUGUUGGUGAGUUAGUCCAAUUUUACUACCUGUGGAAGAAAACAGAGCGUCAUGAUGUUUUUGCCAAUGAGGUACGCAAUGAGAAAAAAAAACAUACGGGGCUUCCCCUAGCACUUUGGUCAGUGCUGGAAAUGGAAUUGUAGCAUGAUAUUAGCCUAUAGAGGAACUAAACAGUACCUGUUACUGUCUUAAAGAAUAUUCCAGAACCACAGAGAUGGUCUUUAGUGCACUUGAUCUGCAAAGUGCACAGUCAGGUGGGCAAUGGCACCAAUAAUAUAUGCGUAAAAUAUUUACAACCCAAAUCAUUCCUUGAUUUUUGUUUUGUAAACAUGCAUUUCAAAAGCACAGCAUUGGAAUGUUUUGCAGUAAAACCUGGACAGUUAGAACCGCCCAGGAUGAAGGUCUCAGUAUGUUAUACCCUGGUAUUCUGUACUCUCCUGAUUUUACUGUACUACUAACAUUUAUUUUCUUAUAUUGUAGGGUACCUUGUUUUUGCUGAAACUAGUGGUGCAGGAACUAUCAUGUUGCUCAAUUGGACAAUCGUAGGCUUUUCUGGAUUCUAAAAUUUUGCUGAGAAUAUGUGAAAUCUCUUAAAAAUAUCAUGCUUGAUGUUGUUUUCAUCUCUUUUCACAUUGUCUUACCUGGUUGCCAAUUACAACAUAUUUAUCAGUUAAAUCAUAACUCUGGUUAUAUUGAGGUUCUAUUCUGGAAUUUUGCAGAAUACUGUAUUUUAAUUUUGCUGAAGGAACAUUGCAAUUUGUGUUUAAAAUCCAAAUUUUUAGUCCUAAUAAGCAAAAGUAGAUACAUGGUGAUAAAACCUAUUGGAUAGAGUUCUUCUUGUUUUUGAUUUUUCAAUGUCUUUUGUUUACGUACUAAGUAUUGGUUAUGCUGUAAUUUUAGUUGCAUAUUAAGGGGGUCUUGAAUGUACUGCUUUGUUGUAAUAGUGUCAUUUUUCUCUCACUCGUUUUUGUACGUUUGAAGAUCAGUAUUUUGUAUGGUCAAGAUGUUGCCCAACAUUUUGUUUUGUUUAUUACAUUUUACUCAUUCAUCUCAUUAUAUGUUAAGUUUCAAAUGUUUUUGCAUUCACCAUCAUGACUUACUUUUGAGGAAAAACGCAGUUUUGCCACGCUGUAGAAUUGAUUUUCAUCAUAGCGUCAUGUGAACACUUUUGUACAGUGGGCUUUACCCAAACAUAUUAAUUUUAGUGUUGGGAACUGUGUUCAGACAAGAGGCUUGGGCUGCUAGAGUCUGCUGAGGGGGUUUCCACCACAGCCCUCACCCUGUUUACAAGGCCUCAACAGCCCAAGCAGCCCUCUUGUCUGGACACAGCUUGGGAGAUUAUGUAAGCUGCAUUUUAUGGUAUACUAAGAAAUUUGGUCUACCCUUUCUCUGUUUUGUUUGGUGGCCCAUUUAUUUAGCACUUGCUUGAAUGGCUAUCUCUCAUCCAGAUAUGGUUAUAUAUUUUUCCAUUAAGUAGCAAUCUCACAUGCCUUUCCUUGCUCUUCUUAGACUAAUUGAUUAGUUUGAAUGUACUUUAACCCUAUCUAAACUUAUCGUUUUUCUUGUAAAAGAAAUGUACCUAUGCGUAGCAACAAAUCGAGAUCAACUUUGUGCUAAUAUACCCUAUUACAUUAGAAACCAGUGGUUUGGAAAGCUUUUGCUGGUGUGUGUUGUACCUGAUUUGCUGUAAUAACUUGUACUGAAGUAUUCAAUUAAUUGUUAAAAUAAGAUAGCCAUCACCAUCAUCGACAUCAUGGUAUAUCCAUGGCUUAUUUUGUAUGUAUCUUGUUUCUUCCUCAAAUAUUAUGAUAUCUACUCCCUUAUUUUGGGAUACAAAAAAUGUUUGAAGUGAAUGCAUCUGAUGCUCCAUAGUACCUGUCAUAUUUUUCUUUCUAUGAGGAUUGGUAUUACAUUGACAUUGGUGGAGCGUACUGUGGUUUGGAUAUGUACACCUGUACACCUUAUCAGAAUCACAUAGUAGUUUUAUUUUUUUUAAUCAACCAGAAUUUUUUUUUAAUACAUUGGUGUAAGAUGGGAACCCCAAACUUUGGUACUGUAUCAACAUUGAUGAAUUUCAUGGAUGAAUUUUUGUUACCGGUA
Messenger RNA from Frankliniella occidentalis (western flower thrips), 3187 nucleotides. Its product is annotated as mesoderm induction early response protein 1. Gene Ontology annotation, biological process: negative regulation of transcription by RNA polymerase II. Gene Ontology annotation, molecular function: transcription corepressor activity; histone deacetylase binding. Lineage: Eukaryota; Metazoa; Arthropoda; Insecta; Thysanoptera; Thripidae. Gene Ontology annotation, cellular component: nucleoplasm. The transcript has 3 exons. The record is from RefSeq and is a predicted model, not a curated record. The coding region runs from base 220 to 1230 and encodes 336 amino acids.